AUGCAAGAUAAAUUAGAAAAUAGUACUGUUAGCUUCAACAAGGCUGAUAAUAAUUAGGAAGCAAAUUAAGAGUAUAGUGAUAAUGUCCAGUAGUCUACUGCUGCUGCCCAGGACCAGGGAUCCUAGGAUAACAACAGUGUUAGGUCUUAAAAUCCUAUCAGAAUAAAGAAUUAGAACUAGGUAAUCAAGAAAGUUCAAAGGGUGAAUCUGAAUAACUCCCAUUAGAUGUCAAAUUAGUCAUUCAAAAGAACUAAUUACGAUAUAGAUCAUCUUCAAGGUGGGGGUCCAAUGAACAAGUCUCCAAAGAGUAACAAUAUGAUGAAUAUCAGUUAUGUGAAUUCUUAAUAACUAAACUAAUCAGCUAUUAAUACAUUAGGUCAUCAUAAAGACUCAACCUACACAGUUGGCAUCAGUACAGAGCAGGAAGAAAGCACAAAAGUAAAAAAUGACUUGAAAAAGAAGCAGAUACAAUAAAUCUUGAUUGUCAGAAAAAGAGCCUAAGAGGAAAGACUGCUCUAAGAGUAAAGAAGAAAUGAUAAGAUGAGGGAGGAAGAAGUAAAAAAAAGAAGAGUGGAGCUCGAAAAAAAAAGAUGGAAUCAAAGCAGGAUGAGAAGUUAGCAAAACAACCUUCAAGAUAAAAUUAAAACCGUAAGUUAGCUCAGAUAUGAGAGCAAUAUUAGAAAGGAAAGGAUGAAUAACAUUAAGAUGAAUGAACUACUUUAAAAUGCUUAAAAAAUUAAAGAGCAAAUUUCACCUUAAAAACCCUUAGAAGAACGAAGGCAGAGGAUGAUAGAUAUGACAAGAACUGAGUAUUUAAAAAAAGUAGCAGUAAACCAUACUGAUGCUGAUAAAAAUCUUGAGAAAAUGCAAGAACUGCAGUCUCUCGAAAUAACUCUUUUGUAGAGAUUGCAAGAACACACCUAGAAAUAACUUAAAGUCCAGUAAGAGUAUCAAAAUCUUGUAGGAGGUUCUAGACCUAGGACAACAGCAGUUAUGAAAAAGUAAAUGGUUUUGUAAAAAAUGGCUGAAAACUCUGUUAAUUCUCCGAUGAGAAUCACCUUUACUGGAUAAUCACAUUUUCCCAAGUCAAUUACAAAUAGAGUUACUCAGAGGAACAAUUUUUUACCUUAGAAGGAAUCAAUAAGCUACAUAGGUCAAGUCCAAAUUGAAGAUUAAGAGUAGGAAGAUGCAGCUAAAAAUAAUGAUGAUGCUAAUUAAAAACGUAAUCCCUCUAAUAUGGUGAUAAGAAGUAGAGAUAACUAAAAAGGUAGUAGUUUCGCUCCAGCGUAAGAAGUGUCAAAGAGUCAAGAAUAAGAUCAAUCUUUCUUUAUUACUAAUAACUUGGUUGAGCAGUCUAAGACUUCUUACAAUAAAUAGUCCUCUAAUCCUCUUGAUAAAGUAAGCAGAUCUGAGCAUUCCUCAAAAAUGCAUAACCAAUCACAAUUAUCAGAGCAGAUUUUGCCAAAUUCUUAAGAUAAAAUUGAAGUUGAAUCCUAUAAAAGUAACAGUAAUCGUAAUUCAAAUAGAAACUUAAACACUAAGAAGCCUGGCAGUCAAAGGAACAAUAACAUGUCAUCCCAUCAAAGUAAAAUAGAAUCUAUGAGAGACUCUAGAGUUUCAAAUAUCAAUAACUAAGUCAUUAAUGAAGUUAAGUCUUCAUUUAAUCAAACUAAAGACUCUAAAGUUGAAGAAGAUAACAUUGAAAUGCUAUAAGAUCUGGAUGAUAAUAUACAAGAAGGCUCAGUGUAGGAUGACUUUAUUCCUGAUUCAAAUAUAGUUAAUACUGAUGCUAGACAAUCUAACUAAUCUAAUUUCAAGUCGAAUGUUUAGUAGCUAAGUAACAAGCAAUUUAAUUCAUAAAGCAUAAAUUCUAUUUAGUAACACUCAAGAAAAUCUAAAAAUCAAAGUUAAAGUCAAAACUAUUAAUCCCAAAGCGUUGUUGAAUCGAGGUAGUCAGUUGCGAAAUAGAGUAAUUAGCAGAAAACUGAAAGUGAUGACUACUAAGAUAAUGAUAUAGAGAAAUAAUAUGAGCAGAACCUCAUAAACAUGAAUGUACAAAGUAAUACCUCACUGCCUGAAGAAAAAGAAUACGAGGAUAACUUUGAGGAGAACUCUUAGAAAUCAAAAUAGAACUAAAGUAUUAAUAAAUCAGUGAGCUAAAAACCAAUGAAUAGUAAAGACUAAGUGGAUGAGGAAGAAUAGUAUGAUGAUCAAGAGUUCGAAGAAGAACCUUAGAAGUAAAUUCACUCAGAAUCAGCAAAAUCUUAAUUAACAGCAGGAGAUGGGAAUACUAAAGUGGUUGCAUCUCAGCAAGUAAACGAUGAGACUAGCAAACAAAUAAUUAAUACUAGCGAUUAUGAUGAGGAUGCUGAGUAUGAAGACAUAAAUGAACAAGAUCUUUAAAGUGAGCGAGAUUAAGCUGAUCUCUUGAUUCAUAACUAGCAAUAAAAGCAGCAGAAAAGAAAUGUAAGCUAAGUUAAUGAGGUGCCAGAUGAUGAUGAGGACUAUGAAAAUGAUGGAGAUUUUUAAUAAGACUAGAAUCCAAAGUAAAUUGAGGACAAUGAAGAUGAGGACUACAAUGAUGACUACUAGCAAGAUGCGGAUGAAAAUGACGAUAAUUACGAUGAAGAUGAUUAGUUUUAGAAUGCUUAAAAUGAUGGGGGUGAUGCUGAUGACGAUUACAAUGAUGAAAACUAAUAUCUUGAAGAUUAGCGUCAGUAAUAAAACUAAGAGGAAGAUCAAAUAUAUACAAAUAGCAAUUAGCAGAAUAAUAAUGAUGAAGAGGAGUAAGAGUAUACUUAAGAAUUUGAAUAACAGCAGAAAUAGUCAUUCCAAUAAAACCAACUAUUCUUUAAUUAGCAUAGUGAAGAAGAAGAGUAUCGCUUCGAUCCUGAUUAGCUAGAAUCGAAUCAGUAGCUAUCAUAAGAUCAGUAAUGA
Messenger RNA from Stylonychia lemnae, 2937 nucleotides. Lineage: Eukaryota; Ciliophora; Spirotrichea; Sporadotrichida; Oxytrichidae. The record is from the annotation of a GenBank genome assembly.